AAUAGGGCUCACUACAGACAUCACUGGUCCACUCAGACUAAUUGUAGUGGCUGUUAAAGAAAGUCCUCCUUUUUUUACCAGCUAUGUCAUUGCUCAGUUUGGUGACGACUGUGAGGUAUUUUGUUAUACUUUCCUAUCACUUGAAUUAGAUUUUUUUUUUUUAGUUUACAGGUUAAUAUUCUCCCAAAAUAUGUAAACUAUGGGUAUUAUUUUUAAAUAGUGUGUGAGUAUUUAAAUGAUGAGUUAUUGUCAAGCUCUCCAAGAUAGGGUUUUGGAUACUGCUGCCUGCGGCUGAUUUGCAGGGGGGAAAAAAACAUCAGCUCUAUAAGAAGAUUAACCUCGUUCACACGCUGGAAGUCAAGUCAAUUCAAAGUAAACGCUUGUACACAGGGUGGGUGGACGCUGUCCUUCUAUGUGCGCGCAUUGCGAAGCGUACUGGACUCCUCUCCUCCUCUCUCCAUCCGCGUCUCUGAACCUCCUCGCACCAGGACCCAUCUCCGUCUCUCCCUCUCUCGCUCUUUCUCUCACACAAACAAAGCGAGAGAAGGUGUUUUAACUUUCCGAAGGCGAAAAACAUUUCAGACGACUCUCAAGGUAAACGCUUUAUUGAGGGUGGGAGAGAGCUUCGUAUUUAUAGAGGAGAGGAGAUUACGAGGCUGUGACUGCGCGGCGUCUUGCCGAGCGGAGACCUGUUCUGCCAGAAAUGAUUGGCUAUUUCUUCGAAUGAGAAAGUCUGAGAAAUGUCUUUUUUCUCUGGGCGACACCGUCAGCAUCCCAGCCGUAAUGUACGGGCGGGAACAAGCGAGUGUUUGCAUCUUCCAGGCAAUACUUGGAUUGUCAAGAACUCUAAGGUCUCAGAGUGCUGAAUGCUGAAUGCCAUUAACACCUUCCCUGACAUCAAGCCAAGUCACUGAGGAGCCUGUUUCACUCGUCACUCUUAGAUUUCAUCACUAGAGUUAAAAUCACAGAGAAGCUCCUCCUGCUCACCUUUUGACUCCUGCUGCUAUGGAGAACCUCAGUGAGCUCCAGAAUCCGUUGUUGGACAAAAACAGUAAGCACAUGGUCAACGGUUAUGGGGGAGACUUCCCUAAUAACCAGUACCAGGAAAACAUUAUUAAUUAUUUUGCUGGAGGAGGAGGUGGCGGUGGAGGUGAGGGAGGAGGAGGAAAGGUGAAUAACAGCACUGUGGUGAGUGGAGGAGGAUACAAUACCAACGGGAAGGUGAAAUCUCAGCAGCUUUUGGAUGCCACCUCACUGCAUCUGGCGGUAGAGGCCUUCUACAGGCCCAACUUUAUUCUGUACAAGGAGGACAGUGGCAGCAUCAAGGCUAAGGAAUACAAAAGCGAGUGCUGUGAGACCACCUUCACAGAGAAGAAGGCAAAGGAGGCAUCCAACACAGCAGGGGCGGACACCCCUGGCACAGAGGAUCCUCAGGCAAAGCUGCUGGAGGAUGGUGAACACAUCAAGAUCCAGACGGUUUCCUAUGAGGUGGAGGAGGAGGAGUAUGUGGAGUAUGAGACGGACUGCUCCAGCGACAGUGAGAGCGAGGACAACUUCAUCGUCGUCCCUCCACGAGACCACCUCGGCCUGGCCAUCUUCUCCAUGCUCUGCUGUUUCUGGCCCCUGGGGAUUGCAGCGUUUUACUUCUCACAGGGGACCACCAAGGCGGUCAACAAAGGUGACUUCCCCCUGGCCAACAUCGCCUCCCGACGGGCUUUGUUCCUUGCCGCUCUCUCUAUCACUAUAGGCACUGGUGUGUAUGUGGGGGUGGUGGUAGCUCUCAUCGCCUACCUUUCUAAACCAGGACACAUAUAGUAGCCGCACCUUCCCUCUGCGCACCUCCGGGGAGCUAGGAGGAGAACAACCACCUCUUGGGAAUGGCGUUACUCCCGCAGAUUUCAAGGAAAGUUUUUCGGGGAUGUACAGUUUUUUUUCCCCCUCCACCUUUCUUUCUUUCCUCCCCACAGGCCUUCCGUCAGCUAAGAUUAGCCACAGUGACUGGAGAGAGGUCAAGCUGGAGGGUGAGAAGAAGGGGAAUUGGGGAUAGACAAAGUUUUUUUUUCCUGUGGAGACAGAGAGAGGGUUUGAGUAAUGGAAGUAUUCCAUGUUGGAGCCCAGUUUGCAUCCCAUUUACUUAAACUCCUGUCGACUUCAUCCUCUUUUGGCUGGUUUUUAACUUCUAAGACCCCAACAGAAACUUUGAGGUGAUAAGACUGAGACGAUAACUCCUUGAACUUCAGCAAUUAUUGAAGAGCAGAGGAUGAGUAUGGUUAGAAAGCAACACAAAAUCACUCUUAAACCAACUCUGUGUUAUUGUUAUUUAAGCUGUUGUCAAAAUUGGAGCCUCUCCGUGGAGUCCUGUCUCCUGUCACUCUCAGUUUGCCAACCAGGACCGUCUUUAAUAGACUGUGAUCCUGACCCUAUCAACUCCAAAUACCAGGACCACGUUCGUCUCUGAGCUGUCUGCCUCAAGUUGGAAAAUAAAAAAAUACACAUCUACAUGCACAGUUUCUUGCAUCAUGACAAAGGAGGGCUGUAAUUUCUGGAGGAACUUUAGAAAAAAUACAGAACUACUGAUAAUACUUUCCAUCAACAAAGAAUAAAACUCAGAGAGGUUGAAAAAAAGGAUCACGUUUUCUUUCUUAUUGGACAAUAUGCACUCACUGGCAUGAAUUACAAGAAUCUCAAUGGAGCCUCAGGCCUGUAUUUUACCUCGGAGAAGGUGUCCAUCCAUUAAAGGCGUGCCCUGAAGUCUAACAAAAUCUGUUCAUGCCAGAUAUAGUUUGCCUACAUACAUGCAAAUGUGCUUUGUUUUUACGUUUGUCUUUUGAUGUUCCCUGCUGUCUAAAGGCACCUUGAAAAAUCUCACUUUAAGGAAUGUUCAUUCAUAGCCUUUGAAGUAAAGCACAGAUGUGAGGUGGCCAGAUGGUCAGAAAUUCAGGGGGAAAUGGCGUCCAGUGUCUCCCAAAAAUGGCAGCAUCUGGUAACACCAUGUGAAACCAAGCAUCAGCCAUUCGCAACGGGCAUAGAAGUUAUAAAUCAGGAAGAUGAUGUCAUUAAAAAGGCAGACCUUACAUAUCCUCCGGGGCUGCACAUAACAAACAAUGUGUUGCAGUCUGACAGCUUUUGAAUGUAGCUGUGAUCUGUUAUUCUUUGCAUGACUCUAGCUACGCCAGCAGUAUACAGCUACGCAUGAUUGAUCGGAUUUUGAGCUUGUUUUUGUCAGAUCAUAAAGAAGCUUAAAUUAAAAUUGAUCAGGUUUUGAAGGGGCUCGUAUUUUGUGCAAUACUUUAACCCACAUUCCUCAAUUCAGCUAUUAAAACAGAACAUUUGAUAGUAAUAAAGCAUCAAGGCAUUUCAGUUUGUUUCCUCACACAACUUCAGGAAUUUGAAGUUGAAAAACAAACACUGAACAACCAAAUUCCCUUAUUCUCAUGUGUAUAAAGGGUGUAUUAGUUACUGAGAUUUUAGUUUUUCAUUUUUUACACUGCAGAUUGUAAACCAGGCAGAUGCUAGUUCAAGCAGUGAACCCUCAAGAGGUGACAUUAUACGCUUAGUUUUCCCUGCACAGGUCCUGCAUUAGUCAUACCUGACAUUUAUGGUGCACAAUUAGCUCCCUGUAAUGGCUUUUUCUGAAGGAAUGUGUACUCUCUGGAGCAUAGCCCUAAAAUAGCACAACCACAUUAAUUUCACUAAUAAGCCACUUUUGGCGUCACUGGUUGCUGUCAAACCUUGCAAGUAAACAAUCCAUUUACACAUCCGCGCCUCUGUGAACAUUUUAAAAUAAACAUGUAAGUCAGUUCUGUUGUACUAAUGAAGAGUGAAUGUUGCUCAUACUCUCCAUGAGGGGCAGUUUCCUAGUGUGUUUUGCUUUAAAUAAAACCGCAGCUGAGGCGUCAAUCCUUCAUUUGAAUUUUAUUUUUGGCUGCCUGAAUGAGUAAACAUCCAGCUGUCUUGAUUAAAGGCAGUCAGAUAAAGACCUCAACUGAAUGCUGAUGGAUUUAUAGGUAUUUAUUUGGAGCCUUAAAGCUGGGCUCAGACCGCAGGAGUUUUGGGCCAAUUUACCCCCACUUCACCCUUCCCGAAUGGUUGGAGGAGAAAUCUGGUCUGGUACUUUGGUUGGCUCAGACUAUCUGGUAAUGUGAAGGGUUUUCAGAUCCACUCUUACCUCCUGAACUGCUCACAGACUCAUUGGGGCUGCUCUGAUAAUAUCAGACAUGUUUUAUAUUUAGGAGUUAAAAUCUGGAUGAUUACGAUUUUGAUUACAUCAGCACUUUAUCAUUAGCGUUACAAGCUAACAUUAGUCCUGGAACAGCUAACAGUGUUGCUAAGCAACAGUAGACAUUCUAGCCCUUGAUGCUAACGUUAGCUAGCAUACUACUGUUGACAGAUAUUAAAACUGUUCUUGUUGAACUCAUUUGUCAUUUUGUAGUGCUCUCCGAAUGUAUAGUGAUAAUUAUUAUACCCUAUAUAGUGGACUCAAAGUAUCCCAUAAUACAUUGUGAAAAGUAGUGUACAACCCAAUGCUCAAUAACCAAGCAAUAUAUACCAUCAUGCACUGCAUUUGCUCUGUGAGAGAGCAAAAGAUGGGAGGUGAGAGAGUCAAAUGGCUGUAAGGCAAGUUAAUUUGUAUAGCACAUUUCAACAAGAAGGCAAUUCAAAGUGCUUUUUACAUAAAACUUGAAAAGCAUUAAGACAAAGUGUAAAACACUAAGUACAACAGUAAGUACAAUUAAAUAUAGUUAUUAAGGAGUUAAGAGAUCUGAAAAUAAAAAUAAGCUAAAAUACAGUAACAUGAUUAGAAUAGAAGAAUAAAAGUUAAAAAAUGUAUGUAAUUUAUUGAUUUAACGUGAGGCUUGAAUUCCCUAGAUAGUGAAUGGGGGUAGUGAAUGAGUGAGUGAUUUUGGACACAACCUUUGUCUACAUCUGCUUCCCCAUGAGAUCAUGUGAGGUGGUGCAUUGUUAUCUGACUGCUCUAUCUGGCAAGAUCAUUUUAAUAAUAUCCUGUGGUGUGUGUCAUUAUUUUCAAAUCUUAUAGUAUGUGCAUGUUCGAAAUCGGUUAGCAUUUCAAAACUCCUGCAGUCUGAGCCUGGCUUAAGAUUCACCUCAUUGAAUUUCUGGUCAUCUGAAGACCUGGUCAUUACACUGUAUAUGUUUGGCCUUAUGACCUCUGACCCCUUAUGAACACGUGUCCCCGUGGUAACUCAUGAGCUACUGAUUCCACGUCAGUGUAGUAUACACACAUCAUGACAUCACUGUAACUAUACUGAAAUGUUUGCUUUCAUCUCUUGGAGAAAGUUUUAUUGCUGAUAAUGAUGAACAUGCUUUUGUGUUAUGUAGCGUGUCAUUAAAAUGAUGUGUUUUUAUCUGGCUUCUUUGGCAACCUGGUAUUGUGCAAUGUGUUACAACAGUAUGUGGAUUUCAAUGCAGCUGUUAUUUCCUUCUCAUCGUGAUGAGCUGAUGUAAACAUCAACACGACAAAGACAUUUGCUGAAUGCAUUCCUCAAUGCCAGGGUGAUAGUGCCCUCUUUGUGUCGUGCUCUUAAGCCCAAUUAAAGAAGAUGACAUUUUUUAAUUAAAUUUAUGUUUUGAGAUUUUUUCCUAUCUUGUGUGAAGGCAACAUGUACAUACUGCAAAUAAAGACAUGUUCAAAUGUAAUGACAAAUAAAUCAGAAAGGAAGGAUGGCCUUUCUUAAAAGCAAA
Molecule: messenger RNA, 5703 nt
Organism: Lates calcarifer (barramundi perch)
Lineage: Eukaryota; Metazoa; Chordata; Actinopteri; Centropomidae
Gene: syndig1l
Product: synapse differentiation inducing 1-like
Exons: 4
Coding region: 1006-1815 (269 amino acids)
Cellular component (GO): membrane; intracellular membrane-bounded organelle
Source: RefSeq, a predicted model, not a curated record